Molecule: messenger RNA, 381 nt
Organism: Bufo bufo (common toad)
Lineage: Eukaryota; Metazoa; Chordata; Amphibia; Anura; Bufonidae
Product: histone H2B 1.1
Exons: 1
Coding region: 1-381 (126 amino acids)
Cellular component (GO): nucleosome
Molecular function (GO): structural constituent of chromatin; DNA binding; protein heterodimerization activity
Source: RefSeq, a predicted model, not a curated record
AUGCCCGAGCCAGCCAAGUCCGCCCCAGCGCCCAAGAAGGGCUCCAAGAAAGCCGUCACCAAGGUUCAGAAGAAGGACGGCAAGAAGCGGAGGAAGAGCAGGAAGGAGAGCUAUGCCAUCUACGUCUACAAGGUGCUGAAGCAGGUCCACCCCGACACCGGCAUCUCCUCCAAGGCCAUGGGCAUCAUGAACUCCUUCGUCAACGACAUCUUCGAGCGCAUCGCAGGGGAAGCCUCCCGCCUGGCUCACUACAACAAGCGCUCCACCAUCACCUCCCGGGAGAUCCAGACCGCCGUGCGCCUGCUGCUGCCCGGAGAGCUGGCCAAGCACGCCGUCUCCGAGGGCACCAAGGCCGUCACCAAGUACACCAGCGCCAAGUGA